AGAGUUUUCAGUGGCCAUUGGCGCCUCAUUGGGGGCCGAGCGAUGGCUGAAGCAGCUGGAAUCGUCAUCACUGCCUCGGAGUUGCGGCGCAUCAGGGACGCCAUAGGUGGUGUGGCCGAUGCGCCAGAUGCUGCACCGACAAAGACGCGUGCACAAUUGCUCCACGAGAAGUCCCAGGCUCGUGCCAAGACCUGGAGCAAUACUCUCGAAGGGAGCCGAAGGAAGAAAGCCGAAGAGAAGAGGAAAAAAUUAGAGUUGGAAGAGCUUGAGCGGCAGAAGGUUGAUGCGGAAGAGGCCAAGAUCCAACUGGACCAACGGCGAGAAACCAUCGACCGUGCCAACAAGCUGCUCUACGAAGAGUCAGAUCGCAUGAAGUCCUUCCACAGCAAAAUGAUGCUUUGUGACGUCAUCGCCGAACGAGAGGCGCAGAUGUCUUUGAGGGGAGAGCUCAAGAAGCUAGAACAGAUCAGGGAAGACCGCUUCUUGGAGAUGGAAAAACAGAAUUAUAGAAAGAUGCUUGAGCGAGAAAUGAAGGAGAAGGAAACAAAGGAGGAGCUUUCCAAGAUUGCAGCAAGGGCUCAAAAGGAGCAGUUAGCCGAGUACAAGGAGAAGCGUUUCCAGGAGGUGGAAGACGCUAUGCUCGAGGGAGAGCUGCUGAGGCGGAAAGCCAUUGAGGAUUUGGAGGCUGAGAGAGGAGCAGAGAGGAAGCGGCGCGACAUGGCGGUCAAGGCACAAAAGGAGACACAAAAAGCCAACGAGUACUUGAAGCAGAUCAAGGCAGAGGACAUGCUGCGGCAGCAGCAAGAAGAGCAGAAGAUUCAGGACUACGCCAACCGAAAGGAGAAGAUGUUGCAGCUGCGCAAGCAGAAAGAGGAGGAAGUCUUCCAGUCCAAGCAGGCAGCCCGGAAUGCGAUGAUCGACGCGCAGGCGAAGCGCUUGGCUGAGAUGCAGAAUAAUGAGGAAGCGCGAGUAGAAGGAGAGGUGAAGAAGAAAGAGGAAAACGAUGAAAGGAAGCGCUUAGAGAAGUUGGAGAUGAUGCAGAGGUGGGAGGAGGAUAUUCAGAAGAGUCGUCAGGCUCAGAUACAGCGCAAGCAGAAUGCUCGUGCCAAAGAGAAGGCCGAAGAUGCAGAGACAGCCAAGUUCCUGGCGGAGUGGUGCAAAGUCUUGGAUAAGCAGGAGCAGGAAGAAAAUCGCCUUAAAGAUGAGGCAGCAAAGAAGCUCGCAGAGGAGCACAUGAAGCAGGUUGAGCUCCACAGAAGAAAGAAGAAUGAGGACAAAGAUGGUGACAAGACAGUGGCCUCGCAUGCUAAGAAAGUGAUUGAGGCAGACACCUUGGAGUUUCACGCUUACGCUGAGAAAGUCAUCCGGGACUACUCCGCGGAGGGAAAGAAUGUCAUCCCUCUUAUCAAGGAGCUUCGAGACUUCCGCAAGAGGGUGGCAGAGUGAGCAGUGGACAUCCACUGCCAGCGUGGAUUGUGAGCCAACCGUGGCCACAUUCUGCCACAUUUGGAAAGGAACAACAACUUGUUAGUGUCGAUGUGGGAAUGUCUGUAGGAUUUGUUGUAGGAUUUGAGUUUGGCACUUGUUACUACUAGCUUCUUGUUACUACUAGUAA
This is a messenger RNA of Durusdinium trenchii, 1615 nucleotides long. Lineage: Eukaryota; Dinophyceae; Suessiales; Symbiodiniaceae. The record is from the annotation of a GenBank genome assembly.